Messenger RNA from Mercenaria mercenaria, 2110 nucleotides. RefSeq lists its product as uncharacterized. NCBI's taxonomy places the organism in Eukaryota, Metazoa, Mollusca, Bivalvia, Venerida, Veneridae. The record is from RefSeq and is a predicted model, not a curated record. Gene Ontology annotation, molecular function: calcium ion binding. The coding region runs from base 679 to 1317 and encodes 212 amino acids. The transcript has 2 exons.
UCAAGAAAGUGAAACUUUACUCUAAACUGUAGUUUACAUUUAGUGUCAUCAUACCUCUUACAGCGAAUAUCAUACUUUGCAAAAUUUACGGAAGCCAUGCCGGUGACGUCAUUCAGCGUUCUCGCACUAGCUUUUAGAAUUUUGUUUUGUUUGUUUGCACUCCACGCAGAAACUUGACGGUCUUUACACUUCCUUACUGUUUUAAAAGUGUUUUUCAGUUGCAUGUUCAGUUUUCAUUACGAAAAAGAAGUAAAAUAAUCAUGUUAGCGCGGUUUACGAGUUUAUAUGGCUGAUUCGGGGUGCUCGGAUGUUCAUAAAGACAACCAGUCAGCGGAUUUUACAUAAACUGGAACCGGAAAACAUCGAAAAAUUGCCUCAGUAUAUGCAAACAGCAAAGACGAAUAUCUAUAUACGGACGUUACCGUCUCGGGGAUUUUCAUCCCCUAAAAAUACAGCUUAAAGGAACACUCAAUGAUAAAGUAUUUUACAUAGAACGAGUGGAUAGAUAUGCAGGAUAGGUGACAAAAAAUACGGGUUUAUUCUUCAGUUUUGGAACCAUAUAUAAGGAGUAGUAACACGUUUGUCACGGCACUGUAAUUGUUUGCUUACUCGUCGAGAAGUUGGUGUUUGCCAGCGUUUUAAAAGUGUUAGAGGUUGCGAACAGAAAUCAGUUUAGUUAUGGAUGCUAAAGUUCCACUUAACCCAUUUGUUGAAACUAAGGUCCGAAUGUGGUACCGCUUGCAUAACAAGAAAAGGAACGGCUUUAUGAACAGGGCGGACUUUAUUGAAAUGACUGACUCUUUUAUCAAAGAGUUCAAACUCGACGCCGAGAUGGCUGAAGAGAUUCGCUCAUGGCUUGUGAAUGGAUGGACAGCUUUGAUUAAAUUCAUGAAGAAUUCAGCAGACGACCCUAAGACAAGUAUACCGCUUGAUAAAAUUCCUACGGUAUCGAUGGUGGCUGAAAAAUUAUCAAAAGAUGGAACAAUAACGGAGGAUGAGUAUGUCAAGGCAUAUGCAGAAUCUUUGCAAAUAGACCCAAGUCCAUUUCCAGCUUGUUUUUCUGAAAUGGUAUCAUUCUUUUUCAAGGUUUUUGACACCGAUAAAGAUGGCUAUUUGAUCGAGAAGGACAUGGUGCGCGGAUGGAGAUGUUUCGGUAUCGACAAUGCAAAAGCAGUCAAGGCAGUCUUUGCCGAUCUAGACCCUACCGGAAGCGGAAAGGUUGACCGGGAUACAUAUGUUGGCGCGUGGAUGGAAUAUAUGACGGGAAUGAACAAAAGCGCACCAAUCGCCAAACAUUUUACACCGGACAUACUGUGAGAUUACGACGUUCUGAGACCAUAGAGAAUACGCGCAAAGCAUCUGCAGACACUUUUAUGACUAUUGUUGUGCACCAGUCACGUGGCUAAAACGACGACCGUAUGCUUAUUAGUGGACAAUGUUGUGCUUUAGAAUUGGUACCGACAGAACAUUUGCUCAUCAUGUUCUAUACAUUAUUAAACUCACGACGCAAUUCUUUGUUAAACAUUUUCAAAGGGGAUCGAUUAUGGACUAUAUUUCAAUUGUUGUCGAUUUGAUCUUUUAGUCUUGAGGUAAUUUUUUCUCAAAGAGACAAUAAUGAAAACAUCUUAAUUUUUCUAAAAUUUUAGUUAUAAUGGAUAGGUCUUUGUGCAUGCGGUGUAUUUGUUGUAUUGUAUACUAUGAUAGUAUUUUCCUUUUAUUUGGUUGGCUUGAAUAAAUAAAGUCAUAACAAAACUUACGUCUGAGAAUUAUCAAUUCUACACACGCGAGGUUCCUGGUUAAAGAGGCCUGGAUACAUGAUAUAUAUUUUCAGAUGUAUUUCCAUACAUUUUUUAAAUAACUCCUAAAGGUAUUUGCUUUAGUUUGUUUCACAAACAUACAUUUCAACACCGUUUCUGUCAUUAUUUGCUGAAAGGGAUAUCACCUACAUGAAUGACCAUAUUGAUGUUAAGAAAUAAUGUGUGGUGCUUUAGUUCUAAAAGGCAUUGCCUUAAGUGAAUGUGUACAAGCCUGUCUUUUUAUGGUUUAAUAAUUAUAUAUAUGUAUAGGAUAAUUUUACACGAAUAUCUUUUCAUACGGGUUGAAUAAAAUA